AUGGAGAAAAAUCGGAAAGACUUUGUAUACAUUGAUUUAUCCAAAAACAGAUUUGAAGGAGAGAUUCCAAAUGUCAUUGGAGAACUAUUUGCAAUGAGAGGGCUCAACCUUUCCCAUAACAGAUUUAGUGGUCAUAUUCCCCAAUCCUUGGGAUAUUUGACAAACUUAGAAUCAUUAGAUCUGUCUUCGAAUAUGCUUAAUGAAUGUAGCAAAGACCCUGGACAACAUUCUCCACCUUCACUGACCUUCAAGAGAGAACAAGGAUUUGGAUUUGGUUGGAAACCAGUGGCCAUAGGAUAUGGAUGUGGAAUUAUAUUGGAGUGGGAAUGGGAUGUUGUGUGCUGUUAA
Molecule: messenger RNA, 348 nt
Organism: Sphenostylis stenocarpa
Lineage: Eukaryota; Viridiplantae; Streptophyta; Magnoliopsida; Fabales; Fabaceae
Source: the annotation of a GenBank genome assembly